AAGCCCAGAUCUUAGCCGGUAAUAAAGAAUCACGUGAUUGCAGGCCUCUCAUGUAAGAAAGUAAGUAAUUGUAGUCGAAGAAUGCAAACAAAAGCAUUCGCCAUGAAGUUCGUGAGUGGUCCUCUUCUUGGAAAUGCAACUCAACUAGAGAAUGGAGAUUGUGGGUACUUUCAAUGGUACAAUGACAACCACUUGCAUUAUGAUGAAUACAAAAUGAUUAACAAAGACACAGUGAUUGAGAAAUUGUUGGCAGAGAAGAAGAUCUUGGAAGAAAAAUUACAAAAGCUGAAGAACAAGAAAAAUAAAAUGAGUGUUGUGAUAACUGAAGUGGAGAUGAUGGCUUCCAAAAAUCCUAAAGGAGAAAGAUAUGUGUUGGGAUCUUAGGGUCCGGCCCAGUAACUCGGCCCAAAAUAUCCUUAAAGCCCAAAAGAAGCAGUGAAGCCCAAUGAAUAUCAGGCAGAGCAUUGGGGUCCCGAACGGGUUCUCGCCCACUGAGCAUGAACCGUUCGGUAGUUCCCAAAUGGGUCAAGUUCCAUACUUGACAGAUAACGAGCAUCCUUCUUGGUUACUAAUUACAUCAGCCUAAAGUACCAAUCGAGAAAGCCUUGCAAGUGGCAAGGGCACAUUUAAUGCCGGAGUAUGGGUACUCAAGUGAGAGCAUGGGUGUUGCAAGUGGCAAAGGGGUCAGCCAUUCAAAAUCCGCCACGUCAUCUCACCCAUCUACCCACCUCUAGUAUACAUCGUAACAUUUAUUUUAUUGUAAAGAGUUAGCAUUUUGAUACUCAUUAGCAUUAUACUUGACUCUAGUUCUUGUAUUAUUAGUUUGUCCGUACUCCCGUUCGGUCAUUUCUCUGUAAUAACACAAUCUCACUAAUGCAAUUGGAGCCAUUGAGUCAUCUGAUCUAUUGAUUUCCUUUGGAUCUAAUCGAAUU
Messenger RNA from Cuscuta epithymum, 932 nucleotides. NCBI's taxonomy places the organism in Eukaryota, Viridiplantae, Streptophyta, Magnoliopsida, Solanales, Convolvulaceae. The record is from the annotation of a GenBank genome assembly.